AGAUGUGAUUAAGAGCGCCACCUUCGUGCAUCGUUCUCAUAAGAUGGUAGUUCUCGUUUACGGGACACGUUGUGAAACCGCUAUCUCGUCCGCUAGUCGUGCGCCAUACAACAACACUGCGUACGCCUUGAGCUAAUACCAUAUGAUUAACAGUAUGGAAAGAAUCGGUGUAGGAAAGGGAAAGGCGGGGAUCGGCUGCUGACAGCUCGUUCGAAUAUCGCCUUAAACUUAUCGAAAGCCAAAAGUGUUUGAAUGCCUCUCAACUGAUCCGUGUUGUGUCACACAACUUUUUAGUUCGCCACAGCUGAAACUCGUGCAGUUUCUAUUAGUAGUCGAGUUGUGACGAAUUAGCUCAACCAUGUAGAGUCUGCAUUUCGUGACGAAGUUCGGAUACUACUAAUUGAGUACCUAUCAUUCAUUGUAUUGUAGUAACCGGUUGAAGUGGAUCCCGACUUUCAUACAUGUCAACACUUCAGGCUGUACUGGGUAAAGCCUCCCACGUUCAGGGUUCGAAAACGACAAAAAAUAUUCAUCCCAUCUAUUCCCUCUCUAAACCUACUAUAUAUAGGUAAUCCUAUCCACCAUGCAAUUACUGUUGGCCGUCUUUAUGUGCAUGUGCACCGUUUCAUUAUCGCUGCCGCGAAGGGAGGCAGCAUCGUUUGCCAAACAAUUGUUGAUUCGAAGAUUUGAAGAGGAGAAAACCUCAUCAGGCCGAGCUAACAACAACAACGUCACACAACCAUCCACCUCAUACGCAAGAUGCCUACUCUGCAAAGCGACUAUUUCCAUUGUGAACGAAUUCCUCUCUAAAGCGAAGUCAGGAGAUAACCUUGUGGCAAUUCUGAAGUUUGGCUGUAAAACGUUACGCAUCGAGACAGAGGCCGUGUGCAAUGGCAUCAUUCCACUAUUCAAGGAUAUGCUUUUCACUGUAAUAUCGCAAUCGCCAUUAUCCCCGCACGAUAUCUGCUCGAUUGUCUUCAAUAACGAAUGCGGCGAACUAACUGAGAAGUCUAACUGGACCGUUGCUACAUCCGGCGUACCUAAGCCGCCCGUAAAACCGAUUUCCGUGCCAUCCGAUUCUGCACCAAAGCUACGGAUCGCCCAUAUUACAGAUACACACGUCGACUAUCAGUAUGCCCCUGGCUCAAACGCUAACUGCGCGGAUCCGCUUUGUUGCCACACUGAUUCGACCCAGAAGAAGGGCUCUUCAGUUGGUGCGGACAACGCUGGCUUCUGGGGCACGUACGUGACUUGUGAUAUUCCUGAAAGAACAUUAAUUUCGGCACUCAAGUAUAUCGAAAAACAGGUGAAGCCUGAUUACAUUUAUUGGACAGGUGACAUCAUAUCUCACAACGUGUGGCAGACGACACGCGAGGGUAACCUUCGUCAGUUCAACCGAACUUUAGACGUACUACGAAUGUACGUUCCUGACGUCAAGGUCAUCCCUGUCAUAGGCAACCAUGAAGGAGUGCCAGUAAACUCAUUUCCCAUUCCUCAAAUUACAGGUCGUUUCUCAGUAACAUGGCUCUAUGAAUCGCUAGCCGAUGUCUGGUCACAUUACAUCCCUGAACAAAACCUCAAAACAUUUCGAAAAGGAGGAUUCUAUAGCUAUGAUCUCAGUUCUACCCUGAGGGUCAUAUCCCUUAAUAUGAAUUACUGUAAUACUUACAACUGGUGGCUUCUGAUUAACUCUACGGAUCCCACAGACCAAUUAAAAUGGCUCACAAACCAGCUGCAGGAAUGUGAGGAUAAAGGCAUUAAAGUUCAUGUGAUGGGACACAUCCCGCCUGGCCAAAGCGACUGCCUUUCGGUGUGGAGCCGAAAUUUCAACGAUAUCGUCAACCGCUACGAGAAUACGAUUGCAGGACACUUUUACGGUCAUACCCAUUUUGAUGAAUUUGCCAUUUUCUUUGACAAAGAAAACACAACGAGGCCCUUUGCAACGGCCUAUGUGGCUCCCUCGAUUACUACGUUUUACUCCGGUAAACCAACUUUCCGGGUCUAUGAUGUUGAUGGCAUCUACGACAACUCUACUUACCAGGUUCUGGACAUCGAGACUCACUCAAUGAAUCUGGAAGAGGCUAACCGUCAUCCCACUGACAUGUAUUCUCCAACGUGGGACGUCAUUCCAUCCAUCAAGCAGCACUACAAACUAGACUCAUUGCGACCCGAAGCAUGGGCGAAGUACGUUGAGCGUAUUAGAGUAGAUGAAGGCGCGUUCAAGGACUUUUUCGCCAUGUACAUGAAGCAGCUGCCAAAUAUAACCUACACCGAGGAGGAUCGUAAGAUGCUUCUUUGCCGACUACUUAGAACCAGAUCGGAGAUGCCGUGUCAACCCUAACCUGUACGUUUCGUGUCUUACGUCUGGUGUCGCCGUUAAGCCCAUCCUAAACCUUCAAAGGGUUUUCGUUUGAUGAUAACCACCACGCGGAAUUUCGAAAAAAAUGAAAGAAACUAAUACUGUCAUGCAGUAGCUUAUCUAGUAUUUUGUGUAUAAGUAACCAUACAACAUGUUACAUAUAUAUAUAUAUAUAUAUAUAUAUAUAUAUAUA
Varroa destructor (honeybee mite) is the source of this 2552-nucleotide messenger RNA. Its product is annotated as sphingomyelin phosphodiesterase. Gene Ontology annotation, biological process: sphingomyelin catabolic process; ceramide biosynthetic process. Gene Ontology annotation, cellular component: lysosome. Gene Ontology annotation, molecular function: acid sphingomyelin phosphodiesterase activity. The record is from RefSeq and is a predicted model, not a curated record. NCBI's taxonomy places the organism in Eukaryota, Metazoa, Arthropoda, Arachnida, Mesostigmata, Varroidae.